AUGCGGAUGCGCUUAACCCAGAACAUUGACAAAGACAGGGGCUUUGUGAAUGGGAAUACCGGCACCGUUCGAGCCAUGCUGAGGUCCGAUGUCUUUCUUCUGCAGUCCGACCAAGGACUACCGAUUCUGGUGCACCCCGUGACACAGCAAGGACGUAAGUUCCUGCCAGUCUCGUAUGGUUGGGCCACAACCAUAAGACGCGCCCAGGGAGCCACUUUGGACAAGGUUGGGUUGUGGUUUGAUCGACGGCUUCCUGACCGAGGCUACGGCUACGUUGGUUUAUCCCGAGCCAAACGUCGACAAGACGUUUUUCUCCUCGGCCGUGUUCGCCGCACAGAUUGGCGAGCAGUUAACGGCGAGAACGAUAACUCGGAGCAGAACCAGGUGUCCGUGUUCAGCGAGAGCACCCACAGCAGCGAGGAGAUGGACAUCAUCGAAUCGAGCACUGAAACACAGUCACCACGUGGCAGCUCACCAACCGGAUCGACUUCAGAAGAGCCGAGCUUCGAGCCAUCGACCAACGAGGACUCCUCCGUCGACCCAUAUCGUUUGAUGGGCAGCCAAAGUGAUUGCGAUUUGUCUACCAGCAGCUAG
Symbiodinium sp. CCMP2592 is the source of this 594-nucleotide messenger RNA. NCBI's taxonomy places the organism in Eukaryota, Dinophyceae, Suessiales, Symbiodiniaceae. The record is from the annotation of a GenBank genome assembly.